UUUUCAACAUAAAGAACACGUUUGAAGUACUUCAUAAGCCUGUAGGUGGUGAAAUCCAGCAGUAGCUGGAGGGUCCAGCUGGGAGUCAAGGAGAGGAUCCCACAUUCCUGAUGAUUUGGGAAUAAGAUUGUUCUGACAGAUUGUUGCCCCUUCCCACUAGAAUGUUGGCUGGGUAAGGAGAGGGAUCUUUUGUUUUUUUAUUUCCAGGAUCAACAAGCUUGUCUGGAGCAUAGUAAGUCCUCAGCGAAUGAUCAGGAGGUGGCGGGCUGCUGGUUUCCACCUGGCCCAGUAUUGGUGGCCCAAUGGCUGUUGUAGCUAUUUGGGGAAUGAACCAGAAAAUGAAAGUUCUUUCCAUAAUUCUUUCAAAAUAAAUCUUUAAAAGAAAGAGAGCAUAUAAACCUAUCCUGUUCAAUAGAACUUUUCUGUUGAAAAUGUUAUGUUUUACCAGUGGAAAGUCACAAGCCACAUUCAGGUUGUUGAGCUAUUUAGAACUUUAAAUGUAGCUGAGUGCAACUGAAGAAUUGAAUUUCUAUUUAGUUUAAAUUCAUCUACAUUUACAUGACCACAUGUGGCUGUGGCUGUUGGACACAACAGUAUAGAAACACUAAAUUAGGGGCCAAAUAUGUAAGCAUUGUAUUACAUCCAAGGCAUUUAAUGUGUGUAAAAUUAAAAGUUUAUUUGGUGAAUUAAAAAAAAAUCUCUGCAUAAGAAGGCGGCUCAUGAGAAAUGAGUGGCAGGCAUUCAGUAACUUGAACCAUCUUUUCUACUUUCCAGGGUUUACAUUGGCAAGAAGCUGGAAUCAGGAGCAAAGCCAGAUGCUCUCCAAACCCUUGAUUAUGGAAUAUCUGGCUCAUCCUAGUGCACUCAGCUUGGCUGCUGGAGUUGCCUGUGGUGUGUGCCUGGGCUGGGGCCUCCGAGUACGCUUUGGGAUGAUUCCCAAAAGAUCAACAAGUGAAGCAGACACAGAGAGUGACACUGAAGAGACCAUCUUGGGAGAGAGUGAGGAGUAUAAAAUGGUUCUUGUGGUUCGAAAUGACUUGAAGAUGGGAAGAGGAAAAGUUGCUGCCCAGUGUUCCCAUGCAGCAGUGUCUGCCUACAAGCAGAUUCAAAGGAGAAAUCCUGAAGUGCUCAAACAGUGGGAAUACGGUGGCCAAACCAAAGUGGUGGUCAAAGCCCCUGACGAACAAACCCUGAUUGAAUUAUUAACCCAUGCAAAAAUGCUAGGACUCACUGUCAGUUUAAUCCAAGAUGCUGGGCGUACACAGAUUGAACCGGGCUCACGAACUGUCCUAGGAAUUGGGCCAGGACCAGCAGAUCUAAUUGACAAAGUUACCGGCCACCUAAAACUUUACUAGGUGAACUACCAAGGAGACUUCCUCGAGCAAGUGUGUGAAGUGUGUGGAAUUCUAACAAUAGAAUCAAUUUCUUCCCAGUUAUUUUGAGGUGAAAAUAAAAGGCAUUCCUUUGUUCCUGUAUCAUA
Molecule: messenger RNA, 1480 nt
Organism: Ochotona curzoniae (black-lipped pika)
Lineage: Eukaryota; Metazoa; Chordata; Mammalia; Lagomorpha; Ochotonidae
Gene: PTRH2
Product: peptidyl-tRNA hydrolase 2
Exons: 2
Coding region: 720-1355 (211 amino acids)
Biological process (GO): positive regulation of anoikis; negative regulation of anoikis
Cellular component (GO): cytosol; mitochondrion
Molecular function (GO): peptidyl-tRNA hydrolase activity
Source: RefSeq, a predicted model, not a curated record